This is a messenger RNA of Owenia fusiformis, 341 nucleotides long. The record is from the annotation of a GenBank genome assembly. Lineage: Eukaryota; Metazoa; Annelida; Polychaeta; Sabellida; Oweniidae.
AAAUGAAGUAUUGUCAGUAUUUGAUCAUUUGACAUUUUUAUUUACAGGUCAGGGAAUAUUACCAUGGCAACACAGAGAUAACACUAUGGCAACCAAUGCAACGAUGGUUCCUCGAGGACCAUACAAGAAACCAACGAAGCCAAGAAACCAUCUAUGCAGCAUCUGUCUGAAGUCAUUCACCCAAUCGAACAACCUACAGUACCAUAUGAACAUACAUACGGGUCACAAGCCUUACAAAUGUACCAUAUGCCCUGAUGUAGGAUUUGCUGCCCCUGGCGGCCUUGCACAGCAUAAUAAGAAAUAUCAUUAACAGAGAGUUUGCACAUUAGGUAAUAAGAAAU